This is a messenger RNA of Sorex fumeus (smoky shrew), 629 nucleotides long. Its product is annotated as protein NKG7-like. Gene Ontology annotation, cellular component: plasma membrane. The coding region runs from base 37 to 534 and encodes 165 amino acids. The transcript is spliced from 4 exons. The record is from RefSeq and is a predicted model, not a curated record. NCBI's taxonomy places the organism in Eukaryota, Metazoa, Chordata, Mammalia, Eulipotyphla, Soricidae.
GCCGAGGCAGACCCGCACUCCGCCCCUGGCUGCACCAUGGAGCCCUGCCGCUCCCUGGCCCUGUUCGUUGGCUUCCUGAGUCUGGCCACGGUCCUGGUGGCCCUGAGCACGGACUUCUGGUUCGAGGUCGUCACUCCGCGCUUCAGGGGACACUCGGGCCUCUGGAGCAAGAAUCUGAGGGACUCAGUGAGAGACUACAUCCGCGUGACGCAGAGCUUCAGCAUUCUGGCCGUGCUCUGGGGCCUGGUUGCUGUGGUCUUCCUGGCCAUGUCUUGUGUCCCUGCCCUGUCUGCUCCGGGCCGGGGCCCCAUCGUCUCAUGCUUCAUGGCCUUCGCUGCAGCUCUGUCAGCUGUGGUGGCCAUGACGGUCUACACUUGUGUGUGGUGGAACCAGCCUUGGCCGACCCACAUCCAGUUCUUCUUUUCCUGGUCCUUCUACCUGGGCUGGGUGUCGGUUCUCCUCUUCCUCUGUACAGGAGGCCUGAGUCUGGGGGCUCACUGCCGUGGUCCCCUGCCUGGCUACGAGAGCAUGUGAGCAAGAUGAAGCCUGGAGGCUGCUUGGAAGCCCGAACCCCGCCCUCCUGCUGUUUCUUCAUUCAACUGCUCACAAAAUACUUGGUGAAGAUCUGC